This is a messenger RNA of Scutellospora calospora, 615 nucleotides long. The record is from the annotation of a GenBank genome assembly. Lineage: Eukaryota; Fungi; Glomeromycota; Glomeromycetes; Diversisporales; Gigasporaceae.
AGCACGAGAAGACCGUUGAAUUUUCACUUAAUGCUGCUAGUCCGUCAACUGCAGCAGAGCCAGGAAACUUUUUUAAGACCACUCAAAAAUACAAGUCCUCCAAUAACCUUAUUAUAGUAGCCACGGAGCAUUAUGAAAAUGAAGAUGGUCGUGCAAAAGUUAUUAGAGAAAGGUUGUCACAAAAAUUGGUGCCAAUUAUCCUACAACAAUAUCAAGGAAAACUGAAAAAUGAAAUUGGUUCAGGCGGAUGUGACCCAAGCAUUCAAGGCGCAAUUUAUUAUCGAGAUUACUGGACACAGCAAAGUGCAAAUUUUAUGUUCGAUACUUUUAGAAAAUUGACAUUAGAUGAUAUUAAAACGUGUCUUUAUAUGAAUCCUCAAAGCAUUUUCAAUAUACCAGAGCAACCAGACACCUAUGUAGAAAUAGAAAUUGAUCGAAAGGUAAUAGUGGCACAAAAAGAAGGUGGUUGGACACCAUUUGUCGGAAAAAAAAAACAUUUGGAAAUGACAUUUCAUGUUAUUGCGAAAACUCCAGCUAUAAAGGAAUUAUUAACAAAUAACGAGUCAUUGCAAACUCAGCAGCAAAUACAACAACAACCAUCACAGCUUGUGUCUA